Messenger RNA from Leishmania major strain Friedlin, 1116 nucleotides. RefSeq lists its product as hypothetical. Bases 1 to 1116 code for a protein of 371 amino acids. The record is from RefSeq and is a predicted model, not a curated record. NCBI's taxonomy places the organism in Eukaryota, Euglenozoa, Kinetoplastea, Trypanosomatida, Trypanosomatidae. The transcript has a single exon.
AUGCCCGUCUCUCGCAUCGCUGGCCGCUGCGUCGCCGUGCAGCGGCGAUUCAUGGGGCUGUCCGCGCUGUCUCCCUCCAACAGCAACUCAACGCUCGCCCACACCGCCCGAUUCACGGGCACCGCCGAGGCGGAUCGAGAUCAAGCUUCCUCAAUCUUGCCGAAUGACGUGUGUGCGGACACAUCCUUCGAGGGGUGCCGGGGGCGGGACAGCAGCGGCGGCAACGGCAGAGGCAACCGUUGCAACGGUAUCCCAAAGCGAGGCGAAGAGACUGCGACUGGGCUGGAACGUCCUCAAGGGUGCUCCAAGGUGCAUGUCUUCUCCAGGCCAGCACAGCAACUCAACGCCGCGCAACUGGCCCACUUUACUCAUUUGAGAAGGCUGCUACGGCGUCUGUCCAGUCUUCGGCAAGCAUCAAGCAAUGCCGUGGAGGCAGCCUCCAGGGCUGCUGCAGCGCACCACCUGCUCUCCCGAGAAGGGGAAAGUGGUUCACAGUCGCCUCAAACUCGGACCUCGACGGCGCCAGUGGACUCGCCUCAUAGCGAGCUGUUCGUCGUUAGUCGCGUGGUCGCUUCUCCCCACCACCAUGUGCCUUCUGCAGAGAGGGGCGCCGCCGCCUGCGGGGACGAAGUCUUCACAGGGGUUAACCAUGCGUUUCACAAGCGCGUCAACCCCACAGGGGCGACGCUGCGUGGAAUCUUGAAGGGCUGUGCAGAGCAGAACGCGCUGGGCGCUGCGGCCGCCAGCGGCUGUAUCUACGCCGACGUGGCAGACGUGUUUCUCCUGGCUGCUCGCUGUUCUCCAAUGACGUCCUACCACGCACUGGAGUCGGGCCAAAAGACUGCUACGCCGGCAUCAGCCACAUGCAGCUCUUGUGCAACGGCCUGUAGCGAUGCCGGCCCGGCUGCGGCGCAGGCCGUCGCCAUUUUUCCCUGCCCGGAGUGCUGGCGUCAUUUGUGCCACGUGGCGCGUGCGCGUCUUCAAGAAGAGCGCACGCCUCUGCGCUUGUUCGUCUACGCUGCCUCACCGGCUGUCACGGUGCACCUCUUCGCUGUAGCGCAGCAGCGCAUAAAGCUGAUGGAGGCUCCUGUGGACGUCUGCAUUGUGUCAGGCUAG